AUGGCCGUCUCACAAAGUGUGCAACGCCUUCAGAAGACGUUGGCUCAUCUACAACCAGUACCAAAUCGACUACGUUGGUCUCUCGUCGAAGGGCCGACCGAGCCAGAGCUCCUAGACCUCACCUUGGGAGACCUUUUGACAUUACAAGCGCUUCGAUACGGUGACUUUGAAUGCCUUGUCUUUCCAUGGACUGGCUCACGAUGGACAUACAAUGACUUGAAAGAGGAGGUUGAUCGUCUCGCGAGAGGCAUGAUGGCAAUGGAUAUUCGCCAAGGUGACCGAGUGGGCAUAAUGGCAGGAAACUGUGAACAGUACAUUGCGGUCUUCUUUGCGGCUGCCCGCGUGGGGGCCAUCUUGGUGGUGUUGAACAACACAUAUACGCCAUCGGAGCUUCGAUUUGCGUUAGAUCACACAGGCUGCCGUUUACUCUUCAUAACACCCCGAAUCGGGCGUCAUAAUCUCGAGGAAGUUUUAUCGGAUCUUGGCCAUAAGCCCAAGUCCAAUCACACGUCGAAUUGUGUCGAGGAAAUCAUUAUUCUUCGCGGUUGCUACCAAAAUUUUACAACUUAUGACACGGUCAUUCAACGAGGCCGAUCGCAGCCGCAACACAUUCUCCAAGAUCGAGAAGCUUUACUUCGGCCAGAAGAUGUGUGCAACUUGCAGUUCACCAGUGGCUCUACUGGGAAUCCAAAAGCAGCCAUGUUGACUCAUCACAACUUGGUGAAUAAUUCACGUUUUAUUGGCGACCGCAUGAAGUUAUCUUCCUUUGACAUCCUCUGCUGUCCACCUCCACUUUUCCAUUGCUUCGGGCUGGUCCUAGGUAUGCUUGCUGUGGUAACACACGGUGCCAAGAUCGUCUUCCCGAGUGAGACGUUUGACCCCCAGGCUGUCUUGCACGCUAUCUCAGACGAAAAGUGUACUGCUUUGCAUGGCGUUCCCACAAUGUUCGAAGCCAUCUUGAGUCUUCCCAAGCCCGCGGGUUUCGAUACCUCUAAUCUGCGGACGGGAAUCAUUGCUGGAGCUCCUGUUCCACGGCCUUUGAUGAAGCGACUAUUGGAAGAGUUGAAUAUGACCGAAUAUACGAGUAGCUACGGUUUAACCGAAGCUUCUCCUACCUGCUUCAAUGCAUUUACUACCGACAGCAUUCACACACGCAUGACGACGGUCGGGAAGAUUCUACCACAUGCGCGCGCCAAAAUCAUUGAUCGUGAGGGAAAUCUUGUGCCAAUCGGCCAGCGUGGCGAGCUCUGUAUCGCAGGCUAUCAGUUGACCAAAGGCUACUGGAAUAACCCCGAGAAGACCGCAGAGGCCCUAAUCACCGACAGUAGUGGCACGACUUGGCUGAAGACUGGAGAUGAGGCUUCAUUUGAUGAACAAGGUUACUGUACCAUCACGGGGCGAUUCAAAGACAUCAUCAUUCGUGGUGGAGAGAAUAUUUACCCCCUCGAAAUCGAAGAGCGUCUGGCAUCACAUCCACACGUGGCACUUGCCUCCGUCAUUGGCAUUCCUGACACCAAGUAUGGCGAAGUGGUGGGCGCAUUUCUUCAGCUUCAUCCAGGCAAAAGUCGGCCAAGCGACGACGAGCUUCGGGCGUGGACUCGAGAAACUCUAGGACGGCACAAAGCACCACAGCAUGUUUUUGUAUUUGGCCAGGCGGGGAUUCCCCACACGGUGCCGGUGACUGGGAGUGGAAAAGUUCGCAAGGUGGAACUGCGAGAAAUGGCCAUGGCAAUGCUUGGACGCGGCGGCCGCAGUGCCCAGUCAAUGUCCAUAUAA
Molecule: messenger RNA, 1776 nt
Organism: Penicillium oxalicum
Lineage: Eukaryota; Fungi; Ascomycota; Eurotiomycetes; Eurotiales; Aspergillaceae
Gene: sidI
Product: putative long-chain-fatty-acid-CoA ligase
Exons: 4
Coding region: 1-1776 (591 amino acids)
Biological process (GO): fatty acid metabolic process
Molecular function (GO): medium-chain fatty acid-CoA ligase activity
Source: RefSeq, a predicted model, not a curated record